AUGACAAAGAGUGAAUUCUAUGACAUGUAUGGAUCCGGCUUCGAUUCUCUCUGCAUUGGCAGCGAGAGAGACCCCAGGAAGCACGCCCAGAUGAAGAAGUCACUGUCAGCCGCAUUCUCGACCAAAGCCCUGGCACAGCAAGAGAGCAUUGUGAUGCGGUGUGUGGACGGCUUUGUGCAGCGUCUCGGUGCCGAUGGCGCGUCUGAUAAGGGACUCAAUAUGACGAAAUGGUUUGAAAUGAUCGCAUUUGACAUCCUCGGCGAAAUGGCUUUUGGAGAAACUUUUCACUGUGUCGAGAACGGUGGGCGGUUGAAUGCAAGUUCGGGACGUGAGGACUUUCUGACCAAUAUUUCGGAAAAGGUUAAGAGUGGCGAAGUGAGCCAAGAAGAAAUGACGGCUCACGCGUCCACACUGGUCAUUGCCGGUGGAGAGACUGUCUCGACAUUCUUAGCCGCAGUCACAUACUUUCUGCUGAAGAAUCCUGCAGCAUACCAUAGAAUGCAGCAGGAAAUUCGCGAUCGAUACAAGAACGAGAGCGAGAUUACAGCCAUGUCUGCGCAACAGCUUCCAUAUUUGCAAGCAGUGAUCUCAGAGGGACUGAGGAUAUACCCACCUGGGUCACAAGGGUUCCCACGGACCUGUCCUGGUGCCACGAUUGAUGGACACUGGGUGCCAAAGGGAACCGAGGUUUAUACAAGUGCGUGGACCGUCACUCACGACGAGAAUAACUUCCACGACCCACAUGCAUUCAAGCCGGAACGAUGGCUAGAUCCGGCCCGCAAGGAUAACCUCGAAGCAAGCCAGCCAUUUUCUCUAGGCCCUAGAGGUUGUCUCGGCAAAAAUUUUGCCCUGGUUGAGAUCAACCUGAUCAUGGCUAAAACGCAUUUCGCCUACGACUUGGAGCUUCGGGAUACGGACUUGGACUGGCUGCAGCAGAGCCGCAUGCAUGUGAUGUGGAGCAAACCCGCGAUGUACGUGAGAUUUCAUCCAGCUAGGAAGUAA
Molecule: messenger RNA, 1002 nt
Organism: Diaporthe citri
Lineage: Eukaryota; Fungi; Ascomycota; Sordariomycetes; Diaporthales; Diaporthaceae
Exons: 5
Coding region: 1-1002 (333 amino acids)
Molecular function (GO): oxidoreductase activity, acting on paired donors, with incorporation or reduction of molecular oxygen; iron ion binding; heme binding
Source: RefSeq, a predicted model, not a curated record